AUGAAUUUUAAAAGAGAAAAUAUUGAAUUUUUAGGUAAAAAUAAUGUUUUAUUACGUGGUUGGUUAUAUUCGCUAUUGGUUCCGUUAAAUCAUAGUGCUAUUAUAAUGACACAUGGAUUUUCAGCUAUUAAAGAAAUGGAUCUCGAUGAUUAUGCACAAAUAUUUUGUCGCGAUGGAAAUUUUUAUGUUCUAAUUUAUGAUCAUCAAACAUUUGAAAAUAAAUUAAUUCAACCAAUAUCAAUUGGUAUAUGGGGUACAUCAUAUUCUGGUGGACAUGUAUUUGUAGUUGGUUCACGUGAGAAACAAAGAAUUAAAUGUAUCGUUUCACAAGUACCAACAAUAAGUGGAAAGAAAAAUUUAACACGACGUCCUCAUUGGCAAAAAAUUCUUUUAGAAGAUAAAGAUUGUUUAUUUAAUAAUAAAGAAUAUAUUCCAAUUACAAAUCAAACAAACGAAACAAGUGAUCUAUCUAAUGAUUUCUAUCAUUUUUUCAUAGGAAAAUAUCCAUUUAUUCAAUGGUCUAAUCAAAUGUCGCGUCGUUCUACACAUUUCUAUAGUGAAUAUGAACUAUGGGAAUCUUUAAAAGAUCUCUCUCCUAUACCAUUAUUAAUGAUUAUUGUUAAAAAUGAUAAAAUUACAUCAACUGAAGAUCAGAUUGAUGCCUAUGAAAAUCAAGUAUUAGAACCUAAACGUUUGGUAUUAGUUGAUGGUGGACAUUUUACUAUUUAUGAUACGGAACAAGAAUCUUUUCAUAUAGCCGUUAAAGAAUCACUUGAUUGGUUUAGAAAAUAUUUAAAAUAA
Molecule: messenger RNA, 801 nt
Organism: Adineta steineri
Lineage: Eukaryota; Metazoa; Rotifera; Eurotatoria; Adinetida; Adinetidae
Source: the annotation of a GenBank genome assembly